This is a messenger RNA of Trichoderma virens Gv29-8, 1303 nucleotides long. RefSeq lists its product as uncharacterized. The record is from RefSeq and is a predicted model, not a curated record. Gene Ontology annotation, biological process: peptidyl-lysine monomethylation. The transcript is spliced from 2 exons. Gene Ontology annotation, molecular function: protein-lysine N-methyltransferase activity; protein binding. Lineage: Eukaryota; Fungi; Ascomycota; Sordariomycetes; Hypocreales; Hypocreaceae. Bases 4 to 1116 code for a protein of 370 amino acids.
CUCAUGUCAUGGGCCAAAACCCAAGGCGUAGUCACCAACGGGAUCGAGCCCAGGAAGAUCCCCGGCCGAGGCACAGGGAUUCUGGCUACGCGCAAAAUCAAGGCUGAAGAAGAGAUCCUGAGAGUGCCUGCCCGGGUUCUGCGCUGCUUGGCAUCGGUGCCGUCGAGGGUGCGAGAGAGAUUGCCUGCGGACACGACGAUCCUAGCGUUGCUGGCAGCGGAUCUAGCGCUUGAUAAAAGUGCUAAUUCUGGGCCUUGGAAAGCUGUGUUGCCCAAGAUGAGUGAUUUCGAUGCCGGUAUGCCCAUGUUAUGGCCGAGGGAGUUGAGUGAUCUUUUGCCGCUGGAGUCUAGAGAACACCUCCGGAAGCGAGAAAAGGAGUUUCAGGGCAACUGGAACGCUUUCAAGGAUGCCUUUCCGGACGUUCCGUAUGAAGAGUAUACGUAUGCCUGGAUGAUUGUCAAUACGCGGUCGUUUUACAACGAGACGCCGGAGACGUUAAAGUACCCCUGGGAAGAUAGGCUGGCGCUAAUUCCCGUGGCCGACUUGUUUAACCAUUCAGAUGACGGCUGUAAGGUAUAUUAUUCGGCAGACGGAUAUCACAUUGUUGCGGAUCGAGAGUACAAGAAGGGUGAGGAGCUGUUCAUCUCAUACAGUAGUCAUUCAAAUGACUACAUCCUGCUGGAAUAUGGCUUCAUCCCUGAUGAGAGCCUAGAUGAUGACGUCUAUAUUGACGAUGCGGUAUUUCCUAAGCUGAGCGAGGGCCAGAAGGAAGAACUCGAGAAACGAGAUUUGCUGGGAGAGUAUCCUCUGGAAUCAUCUGCUGAGGAAUUUCGCCGCACACAGGGGGUCUUGCGUCUACUUUCUUGUACUACCAAGGAGUUUUAUGACUUUCUUGAUGGUAAGGAAAAGGGGCAACUUGUUCAAGAGCGGGUUGACAGGUUUCUUGUGGGUUUGCUUGAGGAAUUUUUGAAUGGCAUUAUUGCGAAGCGGCUGCGAGAGAUUGAAGAGCUGAAAGUUGGUCGGGCAGAUCAGAGGGCGCUUCUGGCUAAACGAUGGAUGCAAAUUGAGGGGCUGAUAAGAAAUAAGGUUGGAAGUUAUCAAAAUGGCUCGAAUUAGAGCGGUUGCUGUUGGGAUAAUGAGAUAGAAGGGGGAAUGGAAAGAUAUAGACAUACACGACAUGGGACGAUAUAAUUAUAGAAUGGCGCAUUUGAUGGGGAUGGAGUUGCUUCUUAAAAGCUGGAUAUAAUACACGAUCCAUUUUUGCCUUGGUUCCUUUUAAGUAUUACUUCUAAUUGAUCUAUAU